This is a messenger RNA of Lethenteron reissneri (Far Eastern brook lamprey), 770 nucleotides long. RefSeq names its product cytochrome c oxidase subunit 4 isoform 1, mitochondrial-like. NCBI's taxonomy places the organism in Eukaryota, Metazoa, Chordata, Hyperoartia, Petromyzontiformes, Petromyzontidae. Gene Ontology annotation, cellular component: respiratory chain complex IV. Gene Ontology annotation, biological process: mitochondrial electron transport, cytochrome c to oxygen. The record is from RefSeq and is a predicted model, not a curated record.
CCGCGCGCGCCUCCUCCACUUCGCCGUCGAGGUCAUUUGUCGGCGCGGCGAGCAGCACGAGGAGGAGGAGGAAGACGACGACGAGAAAGAUGCUGGCCGCACGUAUGCUGAGUUUGAUGGGACGGAGGGCGCUCGCCACCACGGCGGCGCGGCACGGCCACGCGGUGGUUGCAAAGCCCGAGGAGUGGAGCCUGCCCCAGUACACGGACCGCAUGGACGUGCCGCUGCCCGACAUCCCCUACGUGCGCGACCUCGCGUCGCAUCAGCUCGCGCUCAAGGAGAAGGAGAAGGGACCCUGGACGGCGCUCAGCCAAGCCGAGAAGCUGGCGCUGUACCGCAUCAUGUUCAACAAGACGUACGCGGAGAUGGAUCAGCCCUCGCACGAGUGGAAGACUGUGCUUGGAGCGGUGUUCUUCUUCUUCGGAUUCACGGGACUGCUCAUCAUCUGGCAGCGCCACUACGUGUUCGGGCCGGUGCCGCACACGCUGUCCGAGGAGUGGGUUGCGAUGCAGACCAAGAGGAUGCUGGACAUGCGCGUCAACCCUGUGGAGGGCUUCUCCUCCCAGUGGGACUACGAGAAGAACGAGUGGAAGAAGUGAAUUGUCGACGGCGUCGCCAACACCACCACCACCAACACCACCCGCUCGCCAAACUCGGCGUGCGUGCGAGUGUGCGUGCGUGUACGGGUAUCCCAUCUGUCACACCCACUGCUAAAAGCGGACUUGGCCUUGCGUCAUGCCGGAGAGAUGGUGGGCUUCUUCUCUGAGCUU